This is a messenger RNA of Maniola jurtina (meadow brown), 7572 nucleotides long. Its product is annotated as myotubularin-related protein 3. Gene Ontology annotation, biological process: regulation of autophagy; dephosphorylation. Bases 475 to 3993 code for a protein of 1172 amino acids. NCBI's taxonomy places the organism in Eukaryota, Metazoa, Arthropoda, Insecta, Lepidoptera, Nymphalidae. The record is from RefSeq and is a predicted model, not a curated record. Gene Ontology annotation, molecular function: metal ion binding; phosphatidylinositol-3,5-bisphosphate 3-phosphatase activity; protein phosphatase binding. The transcript has 21 exons.
UCGUGCUUCCAGUUGCUUCGCAGCUGCCGCGAGCGUUUGUCGCAUUAUCCAUGCGACACCGCUUUUUAUCUGUUAUAAUAUGGAUAUACAUCACAUCCGCGCUCUUGUCCAUAUUCAGUUUACAUAUUUGUGGUUUUGCGAAGUGUUCGACAAGUAUAAAUGGAUUAUAUUAUAAAGUGCCGCAGGAAACGUUUAAAUCUGUAAGGUCCGCAUUGGAAUUUAUCGUACGGCUAGCCGAGCGUUCCGACGUGUUUGGCACAUGAAGUCAACAGUGUGAUCAAAUUGCGGUGCAAAUGUGAUAAUAUUCUAGUGUAGUGACUACUUAUUUAUAUAAAUUAUAUACAGUUAUCCAUUGAAAGAUGGAACGUUACAGAACGGGCAUGUUUCGAUUGUGUGCUUUCUGGUUUAGUAAGUUGAACUAGUGAGUAGUGAUAUAGGUCGGGUUCGGUUAGACGCUAGUUUCAUUGACGGAGUAUGCUGAUCAAUACGUACCUGGACACGGAGGAUUUCGUGCACCUGUACUAUCCAGAAGAUGAGCCGCCGGCUGCACAAGGAUGCGGCGCGGGCGCACGCCUCGCUUCCAAGUACCCACGACCACCGUCGCCUGAAUUUCAACAGGUGGCAGUGACGUCGAGCGACAUGAGCGAGCGCGAGCGGUACCGCACGCCGCCGCAGCCCGAGCCUCCACCGCAUCGCGUGCGCGCCUCCGACCUCUACCCGCGCCUGCGCACGCACUACGAUGAACCUGGACUCGAUGCCGGGUUCUCGCCUAUAUGCGGUGAAUUUAUACAGUGGGUGGGCCGAACGGCCGAUGGCGGCACAAUCGCGAUGUCCAACUACAGGCUUCACUUGCAACCCCGUCGGAGAAGCGGCCCCGGCGCUUCAGUACCCCUGCGGCUGAUAGACGCCCCGGAGAUCCGCGACCUACUCUGCCUUAUCAUAUUAUGUAAACACGGCCGUCAACUCAAAUGUACAUUUAACACAGGCGAGCAAUGCAUAGAAUGGUGGAGAAGACUGAACAUGGCCUUAGUACCUAUCAGCUCCCUGCAAGAGACCUUCGCCGCGGCGUACGCAGCCUGGGCCAAGGAGCAGCCCCCGACGUCCGUCCACAGAGCACUCAUGCGGGCAUCGCACGCGCCGCAACGAAGUUGGUUCGGACCUGAGUUGGAGAGGCUCGGUUUCACCACUAAAGGCGCGUGGCGUGUGACGGCCGUAAAUUCGGAGUACAAGUUAUGUCCCUCCUACCCACCGCUGCUUAUCGUGCCUGCUUCCAUCUGCGACGAGGAUCUAGACUCCGUCGCGAGGUUCCGCGCAAUGCGUCGCAUCCCCGCCGUUGUGUGGCGGCACCGCGGCUCGGGCGCGGUGAUCGCGCGCUCGUCGCAGCCCGAGGUGGGCUGGUUCGGCUGGCGCUCCGGCGAGGACGAGCGCCUGCUGGCCGCCUUCGUCUCCGCCUGCAACCAGGACCGACCCACUCCUAACAAACAACUCAAGCUGCUGAUAGUAGACGCGCGCUCGUACGCAUCGGCGGUGACGAACCGCGCGCGCGGCGGCGGCUGUGAGUGCGCGCAGUACUACCCGGCCGCGGACAUCCAGUUCAUGAGCCUGCCCAACAUCCACCACGUGCGCAAGAGCUUCCAGCAGAUGCGGGACCUCGCCGCCGAGCCGCCGGAGCAGCCCAACUGGCACAGCAACCUGGAGCGCACGUUGUGGCCGCAGUACGUGUGCGGCGUUUUACGCGCGGCGGUGGCGGUGGCGCGCGCGGCGCACGCGGGCCGGCCCGUGCUCGUGCACUGCUCGGACGGCUGGGACCGCACGCCGCAGCUCGUGGCCGCCGCGCAGCUCAUCCUCGACCCCUACUACCGCACGCUGCAGGGUUUCCGCAUACUCGUCGAAAGGGAGUGGCUCGACUUUGGGCACAAGUUUGCAGACCGGUGUGGCCACCAGUUCGGCGCGGAGGACCCCAACGAGCGCUCGCCCAUCUUCCUGCAGUGGCUGCACGUCGUAUACCAGAUGAUGGUGCAGUACCCGUGGAGCUUCGAGUUCAACGAGGCCUAUCUGAUAAAGCUGGCUACACACGUACACUCGUGCAUGUUCGGCACGUUCCUGUGCAACACGAGCCGCGAGCGCGCCGAGUGCCGCGCGGCCGACACCACGGCGCAGGUGUGGCAUCUGCUGCAGGCGCCCGCCUACCGGAACCACCUCUACUCGCCGCACUUGCAGCAUGACCAGGUGAUAUGGCCGGAGUGCAGCGUGCGCACGAUGCAGGUGUGGUGGGGGCUGACGCGCGGCGAGCGCGAGCCCGCCGCGCGCGAACCGGCCGCCGCGCCGCCCGCGCCUGCGCCUUCGCCUCACCACAAUGGUUUAAUGACGAAAACUAGAUCCUGUGAUAAUCUGUUAGCUGAGGGAGAGAAACGCACAGCACAAAGACGAUGUAGCGAUCCCAGCCUGGCGCCUGAUGUCAUGAAGCUGUCGCUGGCAGUGAAUGGCACAAGCGCCGUGGACAGCGAGCGCGAGAGCGAGGCGAGCGUGCGCACAGAACCGCUGCGCUCCGCACUCACAGACAGCGGCGUGGACCAGCUACGUGCUGAUACCGACACUGACACGGACCAGGUCGACGGCCUACAUCCUGACCACUUCGAGAACAAUCGAUUGCGGGACAUCACCAGCAACUCGUCAUCACUAGAACGCGAAAUAGUGGCCGAGCCCACGGCCACGCUGGAAGAGGAUAAGCCUGAAAUUACUCCCAUCGCUAUGGGAUCGAACCACGUGAUAGUGAAUGGGGAAGCCGAUAUCGCGGACAGUGUUCGAGUGGCGGACGUGGAUACGCCUGAGGAACCGCCGGUUUUCGUAUGCGACACUUACACUGAUGUUAUAGGCAUGGCCGAGGCAGCAAGAGAAUCCGCAAGGACGCGAAACAUAAGCAUAACGUGGCGAUCCAUAUCGGAGUCCAGUAACCAAUCGUCCACGGGCUUCGACAUCCCGGAGAACUCUCCCCAGAACCGCCUCGAACCUGCGACCCUUCGGCUGCAGGAGAUCCCCGUAGACAACCACAACUCCACGGAGGGUGAUGUGGUCAACCACAACGUUGUGAACGAACUGACGAACCACAACAGGGAAGUGAACCAAGUGAGCAAUGGUGCUGUCAACGGCUUGGAAGAUGUUGCUACCAAGUUCUUGGCAGUUGAUUUGAAUGGUGGUGCGUCGUCAAGCGGCGCCAGCUCAGAGAGCGAGGGUGAAGGCGCGGCGAGCUGCAGCACGCGCGUGGCGAGCCAGCUCACGCUGUGCCCCGCGUCGCCGCGCCGCGCGCCCUGCCAGGCGUGCCCGCACUGCACCUGCGUCUGCGCCAACGGGAACGGAAGCGGAGGUAGUGCAACGGAGCCGUCAUCGUCCAGCAGCGCGUGCUGGUGUGGCGCGUGCGGCGCGGGCGCGCGGGGCGGCGAGGGCGGUGGCGAGGCGGGCGCGACGCGUGUGCGCUGCGUGUGCGGCGCGGGCGCGCGCACGCACGCCGACUCGCUGGACGGCCUGCCGCCCGCCGCCGACCCGCUGCAGGCACGCCUGCACCAGAUCAUACUCUACCAGAAGAAAGUGGUAGAAGAUUUACGAGGACAGUUGCGUGAAGCACGCGAGGCGCUGCGCCGCGCGUCGCCCGCCCCGCCGCCGCUGCCCCCGCACGCACAGGCGGCGGGCAACACCAACGGGAACGGCACCGCUCGGCGCAGCCUGCGCAGCGGCAGCAGCAGCGGCGCGGCGAGCGGCAGCAGCAGUGGCAGCGCGUCCGAGGUGGAGGUGGGCGAGGAGGCGCGCGGCGUGCUGUGGCUGCCCGACAGCGCCGCGCCUCGCUGCCAGCACUGCCGCAAUCAAUUCUGGCUGGCGCGGCGCCGCCACCACUGCCGGCGCUGCGGCGGCAUCUUCUGCGGCUCGUGCUCGGAGAUGAGCCCGUGGGGCGACAUGGGCGCCGUGCGCGUGUGCCGCCGCUGCCGCGCGCUGCGGUGACCGCGCCUCGCGCCCUAGGCCCCUCGCACCUCUCGACUGCCCCGCUACACUUGCUACUACCGACCUUGCUCUCAUUUUUUCACUUUCCUGUACGCAGAUAUCGCGCCAAACUUCUAGCACGUUCUGAGCCCCAAUUGGAACUAAGCUAAGGUGUAGAAUGCCCUUCGGCUUAGAUAUAACCUAAAUAUGUACCUUCAAGGCUCCAACAUAGACCUCAUCUUUGCUUUUUAUUAAGCAUGAUUGCCGCUAAGCGCAAGCCAACCUUGCAAUAAAUUCGAUUCAACGUGCUAGAAGUUUUGCGAGGCCUGUGAGUGUCCAUUAAUUGCGUCACACGAUAAAAUAACAGAGCGUUUCAUACCCACUCCUAAUUCACAACAUAAUACAACACCCGGCAGGAAAGAGAUAAUAAUAAUCGAUAGCUGUCGACGACCACGGUGUCGUAGUGUUGUCUCUGGCCAUAUCUCUGUUGUGAGACUGACGAGUCAUCAACAAAACACAAUUUGUACUUAGAUAUGAGUGACAGAGACGACGCUCUACUAGCCGCCGAUUGGUUUUUCGUAAAGGUCGUUUUGUUUUGUAAUUAUUCCUGCCGGGUUCUGCAAUGUGUCUGUGGCGGGAAAUAGAAUUACAAAAAUUAGAAAUAUGGCGUAAUUAAUGGAUCAUCUAUGUUGAUAAUACUGACGAUUGAGUUAUAUAAAGUGCAAAGUAAAAACUUAUUAGGACUGUACUUGGUUAGUACUGGUGAUAAAUUUUUACUGGAUAUUAAUUGUGCUGAAUUGAUUGAUUAAUUAUUUAUAUUCAAUAUUCUUACUUGUCUCUAAAAUAAAAUUGACUUCAUUGUUCUGGAAAUAAAAUUUAAGAUCAAGGUUGUACAGAGAUGUAAAAUAUUAUUCCUUAUAGAAAGUCCGUCAGCUAUUUGAACUGUGUGUAUAAGUUGCUAUUUAUUAAAAGUGUCUCAGCUUGAACUGUUAGGAAGCUAUUCUAAUGUUACAAUUUAGCGCUAAUACAAAUAACUGUUAACUUAAAAUGUCGGAUUAAGCCAAGUGCGUACACUUUCGCCCUAUUUUUCACUUUAUACCUUUAUUUUUCAUCUAAAGUCAUCUCCCAUCAUUGACUGAAUUUUAUUUUUCUUUAAUUAUUAUUAAUUAUUUUGUAUGAAAAAAUUUUUUUAAACUAGAACAAAAGCUGUUUUUAAAUUAACUCUAAUUUAAUCUUGCGCCUAAAAAAAGAAGCAUAUUUCAUUAUUGAAAAAGGUAUGGCUUUAGUACACAUUGUCUAAAUGCCAAUUUCAUUCUUUAAAAAUGGCGAAUUGCGCCAAAUGUUUAUAUAGAAAAGGCAAACGGAAAAUAUUCGAAAGGUGGUCGUUGAACUUUCACUAAGUUUACUGGCCCAUUGUGGUAAUUCAGCUGUACAAAACAAAAUUGACAGGUCUUAUCCUUUACGGUAGAGAGCAUUGUGAAAGGGAUAGCAUUAGGCCUGUCAUUUCAGUUUAGAGAUUGUGUAUAACAGAAUUAGUCACAUAUGUACCUACUAGGCUCAUCACAGUUUCCUAUAUUAAAUGACUCUAUUGACUACUAAAAUUUGCGCACUUGGCUUUUGCUCUGCCAAAAUUAUACAGUGUAAGUUGAUGAAAAAUAUUGUAAGAUAUUUUGAACCUGUUUUACAUUCAAUAAAUAGAAACAAUAAGUGUGGACUGACUUGGUGCCGCGAAGAGUGAAUUAAUUUUAACCAAAUAACUUGCCAAUUCUGUUGUACAAAAUCUAAACUAAACUAAAUUGACUUAUCUAAAUCUACUGCUAUCCUUUUCCAAGAGGAGCAUUAUAAAGGGAUGACAAUACAUUUAGACAUGUCAUAUUAGUUUAGGGAUUGUGUACAACACAGUUGGUUACACUGAAAAGUCCAUUUGAAUUCUAGCUCGUGUGUACUAGCAACAAAAAGUCCACAUUUACAAGACAUCAAUUUAAUUAUACUAGUCAGCCUGCUUUGUUAAACGUGGCUUUUAAUAUUGUUUUGUUAUUUUUUUUAAGAAUGCGAAUGUUUGAUCAGAUUUUUUUUCAUAAUAUCAUCACAGGUUACUCCAACUUUAUAACUUACAUAUUCAUAUUUAUCUAUGUUAUGUAUUGAGAAAUAUAUGAUAUAGUAAUAUAGGCAGCGGAUAGCGGAAUCUUGGAACGUAGUCUAGAAGGUUAUGUGUGAAAUUUUCAUCCCUUAUAAUAUAAAAAAAUUGAGAAAGCUUUGACGAUAAUAUGCAUCUUAUUUUCUUCUCAAAUAAGGUCCAUAUUAAAUCGCAAUACAUCUCUAUUUCGAUAUGUUGGAUCGGAUGUUUAUUUGAAACAAAUGAUAAAACAAAAAUGAGACUGGUGUUGAUAUCGGUGAGUUUGUGAUAGAAAAGGAUAGAGAAUGUUGUUAGGAAAUGUCCAUAGUGUGAAGUCUGAUAUUUUUUUUUUGUUCUAAUGUCUUCGUUUACAGCACUACCAUUUUUAUAAGUCGUAUCGGUAAAAUUCGUUUGCGCAGAAAAAUGCAACCUAACGCCGACUAAAACCGAAUGUACACCAAUGAAAUACAGACCUUAUUGCUUCACGUUAAGAUUUUAAACACAAGAACAAUAGACUCGCGCUAUUUCGCUCCUAAUUCGCGCGUACAAAACAUGGCGCCGUAGGCAACAACCACGUCGCCGCUAUGUAUGGCUGAGAUAUUUUCGCGCCAUCCAAAAAUAAGAUUUCUGCGCAGGUAUAUCGGCGUUACUUAAAAAAGUGGUAGUAUUGUACUUAGUUUUUGAACGGCAGCCGUACUGUCGUAGCCACUAUAGACUGAACUGUUAGAUAAUUCGUGGCUAGAUACAAUGACGGUACUCGCUGAUAGAACUUUUACUCACGGUAUCAUUUUAUUAAUCGUAUAACUACUACCAUUAUUUACUUGAAAAUAUAUAAAUCAAAAGUUUCGAAAUACUACUAGCUUUACCGUGUGUAAUCCGUCUGUACAUUGUAAAUUACUUUAUUGAUUCGACAUCGAACUUGAAAUGCAGCAUUAAAAAGAAAAUAGUAGGUAAGUAUUUACACAGGAAAUGGUACUACAAAUGACGUAUAAACUUUUUAUUUGUUUCCUCGCACAUUGUGUAAAAGAUGUAUGCCGCUGUAGAAUCAAACCUGUUGACUAUUUUCUAGUUAAAAAGUUCGCUGCUUAAAGUUUAGGAAGUGUCUAAAUGUCGACAAGCGGUUGUUCUAUAAUAAAAAAUAUCCGGCCACAAGUUUUUUAUUAGCUUUUAAAAUUCGUUCAUGACGCAACAAUUAAGGUUCAAUUUUUAAUGGAAGUGUCCUAUCCCCUAGAGUGUUUAUGUAAAGCUCGAAACCAGAAGCUCGCAAAGAAGGUCCUGAAUGAAGGGAGCCUACGAGGCCGAGCGGACUAGCGAAGCGAAGGUGGGCUGAUUGAAGAGGCGACAGAGCGAGUCUUCUGGUGUAGCCGAUCUAAAAAACCGGCCAAGUGCGAGUCAGACUCGCGGACCGAGGGUUCCGUAUUCGGGUAUUUUUUCCGACAUUUUGCACGAUAAAUCAAAAACUAUUAUGCUUAAAAAUAAAUAAA